Molecule: messenger RNA, 1608 nt
Organism: Aspergillus alliaceus
Lineage: Eukaryota; Fungi; Ascomycota; Eurotiomycetes; Eurotiales; Aspergillaceae
Exons: 1
Coding region: 1-1608 (535 amino acids)
Source: RefSeq, a predicted model, not a curated record
AUGGUACCUGCAUCAUCUUCGGCAUCGAAAGCCUCGCGAAACGUGGCUUCGAAAGUCCUGUCGUCGGCACCGCAGGGAGCCUUACCAACCGAGACACGUUCGAAAUCGGGCGCAUCGCCAGCCUUACACGACCAGCAUCCAUCAGUGUCAUCCAAGGGAAAUGAAAUGUCUGGCAAAGUCGACAGGGUUAAGGAAGCCUUGACGAAGCAGCCAGCGGCACCGAUCAAACCCAGACCCCUAAACAGCCAAUGUGUUUCUACUAGGCAGGCUUCCAAGGAGAGCAAGCUCAACAGUGUUCAAGAGGUUGCCUCGCAAAGUAUUACAAUGGCACCUUUAGUGGGUCACUCCCAGGCCCAGGAACCACCGGAAGACGACGCCGACGCCUUGACUGCCUUCCCUCCAUUCGCCGCUGGCUCUAAAGAUAAAGUGAGAAGAUUCUUAGAGUCCCAGGAAUUAAGUGAGCCAGAUGACACGCCUCAGAAAAACGCUAUCAAUCAUUCCAAGACUCGUCCUCCAACGCCAUGGCCGGGCGCUGCGGAGGAUCCGGAAUUGGUUCAACCUGUUGACAACGCCCGAUCUCGAGUCUCAUCCAACCAGCCGCCUCAUAGAUCACCAGCAGAAGACAAACCUUCAAAAGUCCCCUCAUUUAAAUCCGCUGCAAAUACACAACCCGAGGAUCUAGGCUUGAAAGGCCUUAGAAUUUCCAACCCCAACAUGUACUCCCCGUUGCCGGCUAUACCUACUUCCCGAUUUAAUUUCCGGUCUGGCGAUGACAUCGCAUCUAUUAGGGAUGAUACAGGCCUGUUAACACCAAUAACCGAGGUACCAAGCGAAAUUUCUCGAGCGAGUUCACCCGUUGACUUUACAGCGAAGAUAGCCAGUGGCGAGCUUCGCCCUGUCAACGAACAACCUCGUCCUCCCAACAAGCUUCCAGGUCCCAAAUCGGUGGAGAAGCCAAUCUCUCAACGUAGUGCGCCAGUAGAACGUGAAGUUGCCAAACCAGAUCUCCCAUCAUCGUCGACCAUCCUGCCUUCCCUGCCAUAUAGACCAGGGACGCCACAGGUCCCGGUCGGCCUAUCCAAACCUGAGAAAAAACCCAUUAGCUCAACCAGUCCUCAAGUCAGACCAGACCUAUCGACUGGCAAAAGGCUCGAACAGAGACCAAGCAAACUCAGUAUUAGCAUCACUAGCAGUACCGUUGAAAAAGACGACCAGCGACGACCUGAGACGAUACCAGAAAGCCUCUUCCCCGAACCGAACUUUACCACUCCUCAACCGCGCCUCUCAUCCCCCUUCCACACAUCACGGGACAACAAACAAGCCUGGGACCUGGAAACAAUCGCGAGCGAAGACAGCUGGUUCCAGGAGAAUGAGGAUAGCGACGGAAGCGCUUCGGGAGAUAGCGGGCCUCGACGUACUCCUCCAGGACAGGUGCGGGCGAGAUUGACAGUCGAGACGGUCGAGUGUACAUUUCGGCCACCAGCUCAGACCCCGGAUCUGGAGCAAACACAGCAUGAUUCCGUGGGCCAGGUAAGGAGUGAAUUCUUUCCGCCUUGGGCAGUCGGGAGUGAGGCAUUAUCUGAGGUAGCAAGGGGUCUGAAGAGGUAA